Magnolia sinica is the source of this 833-nucleotide messenger RNA. RefSeq lists its product as uncharacterized. The record is from RefSeq and is a predicted model, not a curated record. The transcript has a single exon. Bases 47 to 721 code for a protein of 224 amino acids. NCBI's taxonomy places the organism in Eukaryota, Viridiplantae, Streptophyta, Magnoliopsida, Magnoliales, Magnoliaceae.
AUGUAUAAUCUCCCAUGCCUCAUCACUUGAAAAAAUCAAUAGAGAUAUGGUUCGUCUAAUUCUCAUAAUCUCUUCCCUCGUGGCCUUGGCCACCAUCCAAGCAAUCCAAGCCGUCGAAUAUGAAGUUACCAACAAUGCAAUCGGGACACCUGGUGGGACCCGUUUUGAAAAUGAGAUCGGUAUAGCUUAUAGCAAGCAGAUACUCGAAACAGGUUCCACCUUCAUCUGGCAAACCUUUCGGCAAGGGGAAGCAGACAGGAAGAAUGUCCAACGGGUGUCAACGUUCAUCAGGAGCAUGGACGGUGUAGCUUACACGAGCAACAAUGAAAUCCAUGUAAGUGCAAAUUACAUCGCAGGUUACUCAGGCGAUGUACGGAACGAGAUUACAGGCGUUCUGUAUCAUGAGCUAGUCCAUGUUUGGCAAUGGAAUGGGAACGGUCAGACACCUGGGGGUUUGAUAGAAGGGAUAGCUGAUUUCGUGAGGUUGAAAGCGGGUUUCGCACCUUCACAUUGGGUGAGACCUGGUCAAGGAGAUAGGUGGGAUCAAGGGUAUGAUGUGACUGCUCGUUUCUUGGAUUAUUGUAAUGAUCUUAAAGAUGGUUUUGUAGCUGAUCUUAAUAGCAGGAUGAGGACUAGUUACAGCCCAAAUAUCUUUGUGGAUUUGCUCGGGAAGACUGUCGAUCAGCUGUGGAAUGAUUAUAAGGCACGGUUUGGAGGUUGAGUGUAUUAAGUAAUAGAAGCAUAUAUGUUGUUACUUGGAUAAAUAAAGCAUAGUGCUAGAUGUUGUUACUUGGUUAAAUAAAACAUAGUGAGAUGAUGUAUUAAGAAGGGUC